Messenger RNA from Coccomyxa subellipsoidea C-169, 435 nucleotides. Its product is annotated as cap-binding protein. The annotation marks the transcript as partial. Gene Ontology annotation, cellular component: nuclear cap binding complex. The record is from RefSeq and is a predicted model, not a curated record. Gene Ontology annotation, molecular function: RNA cap binding. Gene Ontology annotation, biological process: mRNA cis splicing, via spliceosome. The transcript is spliced from 3 exons. NCBI's taxonomy places the organism in Eukaryota, Viridiplantae, Chlorophyta, Trebouxiophyceae, Coccomyxaceae.
AUCAGCCAAUACAGGGAUCGCCGUUUUGUUGGUACCCAAGAGGACUUUGAGAAGUGUUUGCGGGAAUCAACCACGCUGUACGUUGGAAAUUUGUCUUUCUACACCACUGAAGAACAAAUCUAUGAGGUCUUUUCACGAGCAGGAGACAUUAAGCGGAUCAUCAUGGGGCUUGACAAGAACCAGCUGACUCCCUGCGGCUUUGCCUUUGUGGUCUACUACACACGGGAAGAUGCGGAGGAUGCUGUGAAGUAUAUUUCAGGCACCGUCAUGGAUGACAGGCCUGUCAGAGUGGACUUUGACUGGGGCUUCAAAGAGGGGCGGCAGUUUGGGCGUGGGCGAUCUGGGGGACAGGCAAGACCACUCGUGAGGGACGAAUACCGGACAGAUUGGGACGCAGGCAGAGGUGGCUAUGGCAACAUUGUGAAGCAAGAGCUG